Vitrella brassicaformis is the source of this 2885-nucleotide messenger RNA. The record is from the annotation of a GenBank genome assembly. NCBI's taxonomy places the organism in Eukaryota, Vitrellaceae.
UCAUGAGCCAAAAAACCGCUCCGAGUGGUCAGUCAGUAAGUGAAGCUCUCCGUCAUGAUUCGGUCGGACGGCAUGCCGCAUCUCGCGAGCGUCGCCGUGACCUCCUCCAUGAAGGUCUCUGCCCCACACACACCCACAGCUGCUGUCGCUGUCAGUGGUCUCCUCAGACCCUCCGGUGGUGUCGUAGAUGUACUCGAUGGGCCGCAUGCACCUGCCCGCCCACAUGAGCAGCCCGCCCCUCUCCAUGACCCGCCUAAUGCAGCCCUCGUCGCCGCCCAUCUCGCCAGCAGACCCACAGCCGCCUCCCGGGCCUUGCAGGUACACGCCGCCCAGCCUCUCUGCCACUCGCUGCACCCGGCCCUUGUCAGCUCGCGUGAUGGCCAGCGCCACAACCAGCUUGAACGGCAGGCUGCCGCUGUCGUCUUGGUCUUGCUGGUCUGCGAGCAGCUCGAGCAGCUCCUGGAAGAACGGAAUGCUGGUGAUCGAUCGCGAGAAGUGCAGGUAGACAACAGUGCCCCUGUAAUUGCCAGCCGAGAGGAGGCCGCGCAAAGAGGCGAUGCAUGGCGUGGCGCCCACGCCGGCAGAGAGGAGCAUGACGGCUGGUGAGUGGUGCUGGGGGGCCGGGGGGACGAGGGAGGGGCGCAGCUCCGGGGGGUGGUUGGGGGAUGCCGGCCAUGCAGAGAACAGACUGAACUCUCUGUUUAUUUAAUGAAACCAACACGACAGACAGAUUGCGAGUGAAGUGAGUCCCUCCCUGUGUGUGGCCCAUCCACUCACUCCCUCACUCACCCAGCGAUUCCGUCCAUCUGGAGUGUGUGUCCCUCCUUGAGCAUGGGGUGCAUCUUGGGCGUGAUCAGCCCGCCCUCCUGCCGACGCACCGAUAUCUCCACCCACCGCUGCCCCGCCGACACGAUCACCGAACUGAUCGUCCACGUUCGCACCACCUGGCCGCCAUCACACCACACAACACAACACAACACAGCCCGCCACUGCAUCACUCCCUCCCUCCAGCCACGGCAGUCAGUCUCUCUCACCUUGUCUGUGAGCCCCCAGCCCAGGUUGAUGUCAGGGCCGAAUGAGAAGAUGGCGUACUGGCCAGGGAGGUGGGCCAGCGUGCCCUCGCCCUCCACUAGCAGCCGGAAGGUGCGGAUGUCGGGCGUCUCGGGGCGAACGCCCACAACCGUCGCCUUCUUCGGCCACUUGGACGCCGACCCCUCUCCGUCAACCUGACCCAUCUCUGUAGGUAGAAGGAUGAGAUGACAGAGGCACCACACACACACACACACACACAUUGGUACAGGUGCAGUCGGCUGUGCACCACACCCACGCACCCAUCUUUGCGAAUGAGUGCCACUUGCGCCACGGCCUUGUCAGUGACGGCAAAGUUGUACGGCGAGUAGUCGAGGAACGUCCACUUGAGGGGCAGCGGGGGCAGCAGGCGGCCCUCUUCGAGCGUGACUCUGACGGCCCUCUGUGCGCCCGGCAGGUGGGCGAUGGACGACGGCUCCGUGAUGAUCUCUGCACGGCCCGUCAGCUGCAGCAUGGCGCCACUCCUGACACACACACACACACACACACACACAGAGAGAGAGAGAGAGAUAUGGAUGGAUGACGCACGCACCGCGGGUACUGACCUGAAGUCCACAACGAGUAUUCCGGCCAUUGGGACAACGACCAAGUUGCCGAGCGUCUACGUAAACACACACACACACACACACACACACAUUGGAGCAGGCGCAAACAAAGAGCCCACACACAUGCCAAGCAAGGCAGCUACGUUGAAGUGAAAGUUGCCGGUAUAGUCGGGCCACUGGAAUGUCCGCUCAUCCAGCAUCUCAAUGAACCCGGGGCUUCCGCCUCGGUGCGACAUGUCAACGCCCACACGUGGGUCGGCCAUGUCUGCACCGCACCACAACGCCCCGCCCACAGACAGACAACACACAGUGAGAGAGAAUCCACAAUCUCUGUGUCUGCCGCCCGUGUGUGUGUUGCCGACCUGCUUGUGGAGUGACGUUAGUGCUGGCGAUCCAGAAGCAGUCGGCGAGUGUGAGCAUCUUGGUGUGCAGCGGGCUGAAGGUCGUGAAAGACUCCACAGACGCGCCGCUGCCGGCCGCUGCCGAAGCAUCGUACUGCACAAACAGCAAAAGGACACACAACAAAUCUACAGAUCUCCGGGCCUCGUGGUAUCUGUGCUCGUGUGACCGACCUGUCCGAGCCGGGCGGUGAUGUAUUUCGGGCAGUUGCCGAAGCUCACGUCGGCCUCCAUGCCCCAUCUCCCCUCACCCACACCCACGAUGGUCCCAUUCAGCCGAUUCCGGCGCCGCGUGUGGAGCUCCUGGCUCAGCACGCCCACCUUGCCUCCUUCUUUGACGCUCUCGGCGAAGACGUCCCCCUCGGCCACCGUUGACGUGAACUGCAGCUGUGUGGGCGAGCGGCCUUUGAUGAAGCCUGGCGGCCCUGCGAGCAUUGACGCCCAUGGGCGGCCUUUAGUGUCCUGUGUGCCGACGAGUAUGUAGGGGAGCUUCUCGUAGAGCUCGAUGUGCUGCGGAGGGAUGAAGCGACGGUUGACGAUGCGACCGAAGUCCUGAGGGGAGGGCACCCACACACACGCAAAGGACGAUGUCACUGGUGCGUGUGUUGUGCUGUGCCGCGCUGCGUUUGGCUUACUUGCAGCUUGUGGAACUCCUCAGCGGGCAUGAACUGUUGCUGCAGCUGACGCUCGGCGUCCUGCACAGAUAUGACGGACAGACAGACAGGCAGGCACAGUUGGUGCGUGUUAGGUGUAGUUUAUGUGUGUGCUGUGCCUGUCUGUGCGUGUGUACGUGGAACGGUGACGGCGUUGCGGGGUCUUUGUAGUCCCAUCUGUACGUCUGCACCAGCGCCAU